Molecule: messenger RNA, 220 nt
Organism: Ilex paraguariensis (yerba mate)
Lineage: Eukaryota; Viridiplantae; Streptophyta; Magnoliopsida; Aquifoliales; Aquifoliaceae
Source: the annotation of a GenBank genome assembly
AUGUGGAUGAUGAGUUAUAAUGAUGGGGCAGAGUUCAACAUGACAGAUUCUUUCAAUGGCCGCAAGCUUCGCACCCUUAUUCCAAGGCCAUCAACUGCUGCUUCUCCGAAUACUGCAACUGCAAACUCACCAUAUUUAAGCCAUAUCCAUGGCACUGAUGUUCUUGCCCUNAGGUGUUAUUUCCUUCCAUCAUAUGUGAACACAAAGGACAAUCAUAAGG